Messenger RNA from Aplysia californica (California sea hare), 2876 nucleotides. Its product is annotated as heparan sulfate glucosamine 3-O-sulfotransferase 5. The transcript has 3 exons. NCBI's taxonomy places the organism in Eukaryota, Metazoa, Mollusca, Gastropoda, Aplysiida, Aplysiidae. The record is from RefSeq and is a predicted model, not a curated record. The coding region runs from base 1849 to 2853 and encodes 334 amino acids. Gene Ontology annotation, molecular function: [heparan sulfate]-glucosamine 3-sulfotransferase activity.
GUGUGUGACGAUUUCGGCGGCGGCCCUCUUUUCUCGCCUGCAGAAUUCGCGCGCAGACCGUGCCAACCGCGCUAUCUUCAUGAAACGGCGCGCUGUGUGCGAACGUUGAACGGAUUCGGUCCGAAUGAGCGCAGUUUUAGGAAACGCCGGGGGAAAAGUUGAGAGGGAAACGAGGGGUGGUACGCUGCUUAGUUCCGAGUGAUAAUUCCCUGAACUGUUGGUCCGCGACUGGCGGUUCUGUCAGGGCGGAUUGAAGCGGAGCUUAAUAAGCAGCGUCGACUCAGGACGGUUCUAUAGCUUCGUGCAGCUAGCCUAGACUCACUUGUAUCUCCUUUCUUCUUAGAGGAUUGCUCACGCUCUGGGAGGCUGCACUUUUGGUUUUCUGUUGUUUGUGUGUGUGUGUGUGUGUGUGUGAAGACUCGUGUGCUCUGUCUUGUACUGCCACCAUUAGCGCCGUUCUUAGGAGUGGGACGGGCGUGCAUGGAGGUUUAUUUUCUGACCAAGGAGUUCUGCUGGACUAAACGAAACAAACAAACUGACCAGCACAGGAUAAUUUACCCAGACUGUCAAUUAUCAGGAGGUUACUGGAAAGCCCCACUGGUGCACUGCCCCGGGAUUCCCAACUCACUGUUCCAGGGACAUCUCAGGACUCGAGCACAGGAGUUGUCUGCCCCUGACAAGGAUCCACGCCUGCUGCUGCUGUUGUUGUUUCUGCUGCUGCUACCUUUUUUUGCCGCAGCUUAGCACCAACUAGGUUUUUUUCUGGAAAAAAUCAAAAAAAUCAGAGAAACGUACGGAAAACACUUCUUGAGCAAACAGAAGUGUGCAGAAGGAAGUCACGGGCUCAGUAGUACACAAGUGGUAGGGAGCUCUCAGUGAAACGAGGAAAUCCUCAUGAACAGAGGAGGAAUAAACAUUGUAUAUGUUUUGAUCUCUCAAAUUGUAACGAUGGUUUUUGAGUGAGGGACAAUAUCCUGCUGUGUCACUGAGAAGGGAAUAAUAAGUGGCCAAGGGAUUUGUGUUCGUGUGUUCUCCCAGUUGAGUGUGUAGAGUGGACAUCACGUCCGUGUGGAUAUGGUGAACAUUUCUCAAUGUUUCUAUCUGAAUGUCUGUUCUGUGAAUGCCGUAAGGAAAUACACGUAGUAAGGAACUAAACGCAAGUUUGUGUAACUUCGCUGCUGGGCCUUGAGUGCGUAGUGUAGAUUGGCCGUCGACACCCUUUUCUGUUUUCCGGAAUGUUUCAAGUUUACCCGGAGUUCGGGAGGCCAGCUGGAUAACUGAGAGGCUCAGUCUGCGUAACGUGACUACAUCUAGGGGACUCAGUGCUGUCCGUUCAGGCUGGUUGCCGUCACGUGCCGGAAAUUGCUGGAACCGGAGAGGGUGGCACAGCUCUGUUCUCACGAGAAGGGCGGGGCUCAGAGUAUGAGUUCUGUGUGAUGGGAUGGCGACGCUGAUGGGGGUCAGGGAUCACCACUCGUUGAAGGUUGCUUUCUUUCGGCACUAGCCGAGGGUACCCGUAGCGCCGAGAUAAACUGGCACUUGGGUUUAACCUUUUCGUUGUCUGACGCUCUAGAACUGUUAAGUGCUCAAUUAAGAUAUUGUUAAGCGAUAGACAUGUUUUCUUGGAAACCACGAAGCUGUUAGGAAAAUCUUUACAUUUUGAACAAGAAAUAGUCACAGGAUUAUUUUACUAGUCCUACUGUGAUCUGAGAUUGGUUUAUCACGUUCAGCGAUAGUCUGUUGUGGUCAGUCACAGUCGGUGACGGUGUGACAGGUUCUAGCUGUUCGCAACCUUUCUUUGGAGGUGGGAGAUGGACGUCCGCUGAAACCGUGGCGGCCCGUGGGACCAUGAAGCGCUGCCUGUGCCGGUGGCUACGCGCCUGCACUGUGGCCGGCUCCGCCCUCCUGCUCAUCUACCUCACCGUGCUACAGGACAACGGGCUGAUGGCGGCGCUGUCGUAUGGCAGCCAGCCGCUGUCGGACGAGAACAGGGACAGCAACAAGGGCUUCCGGAAACUUCUGGAAGAAGACGCUCUCUCGUCAGAGCGUGUCAACAGUAGUAACCUGGCCCAAAGGCUGCCACAGUGCAUCAUUAUAGGCGCCAGGAAAAGUGGCACUCGCGCGUUGAUCAAAUUUUUAGAGCUGCACCCACAAAUCUUGUCCGCUUCGGACGAGAUGCAUUUCUUCAGCAACGACACGAACUACAAGCUGGGUCUCGACUGGUACCGUCGCAAGAUGCCGUGGUCUCGCCCGGACCAGAUCACCAUCGAGAAAACUCCCAAAUACUUUAUCUCGGAAAUCUCUCCGGCGCGGAUACACCGCAUGAACAGCUCCACCAAACUCGUGGUCAUCUUGCGUCACCCAACCACGAGGGUCGUCUCUGACUACACACAAAUCUGUGCCAACAAACAAGCACGGAACGAGAGCGUGGACCCGUUCGAGUCGUUGGCGUUAGAGCGAGACACGGGUCACGUGAACCUGGAGUACCGCGCCAUACAGAUCAGCAUGUACCACCAGCACCUGGCGCGCUGGCUUGAGCUUUUCCCGCGGGAUCAGCUCCACAUUGUGGACGGUGGAAACCUCAUCGUGAACCCGAUCGUGGAGAUCGCCAAAGUGGAGACGUUUCUAGGCCUGGAGCAUCAGGUGAAGAACGAGAGCAUCUACUUCAACAGCACGCGAGGUUUCUACUGCAUGCGCGCGGCCAAAGGUCGACCUGAGCGCUGUCUAGGCGCCAACAAGGGGCGGAAACACGUGAAGAUAUCCGAGAAAAUGAUCCAUAAACUAAACCGGUUUUUCCGCCCUCACAAUGAGCGUCUGUACAAACUUAUAGGUCGCCGGUUCUCCUGGAGAUAGCAGCGGUGGUGUGGACCUGAUUG